AUGGAGGACGCGGGUUCUCAGCGCCCUCGCUUCGUGCAGGCCUUCAUCGCGCCGCCGGACACGGAGCGUCUCGUGAGCGAAACCGCGGCCUUGAAGACCAAGCUUCGGAACACUGAAGCGAAAGCGAAGGAAGCGAAGCGCUUGGAGGAACACUGGAGGAGCGAGGUGCGAGGUAAGGAGGAUUUUUUGGACGAGUCGCUGGACCGCAUUGACGCGUUGGAGGAGCAAGUGAAGGUUCUGAACGACACGGCGACAGUGGCGGCGGCGGAGAUGGCGACGACGAAGAAGCACGUGGAGCACCUGGAGGGCGAACUGCACGCGACGAGGAAGAAGUUGGAGGACAACGAGGAAAAGUUGAAGACGACAGAGGAAAAGUUGAAGACGACGGAGGAAACUCGUGACGAGCUCGACGAGAUGCUUAACUGUGAAAGGGAGGCUUGCGACGACUUGAAUUACGAACGGAUCCGAAAGGACAACCGGAUACGAGCGCUCGAGAGAGCGCUCGCCGAGACGAAGGAACACCUGAACACGGUAUUUCCACCGGAGCGCGCGGGACCGUUUGUCGACGUCUCCGCGGACAUUGCGUCGCUCGUCUUCACGCGUAUCACUGAUCCUGUCGACCGCCACAGGCUGUCGGUCGUGAGUAAAGUGUGGCUGGAGGCUUCGAAGCAGCAUAAUUCGCUGCCGGACGUCGACGGGCUGCGCGCGCUCGCGCUGAGGUGUCAGGAAAGAGCGAGGAGGGACGCGGAUCUGGCAGAAGAGCGCUACGAUUUCGAUGAUGAUGAAACCGCUCGCGCUCGUUUGUUCGAACGCACGUGCUUCCAGGAGGCGAUAGAAUGGUGGAAACAGGCGGCCGCUCGGGGCAGCGUCGAUGCCGCGCUUUGUGUGGGAUUAUGCUUCCACAAAAAGUGCUACGAAGAUGAUUUCUUCGUAGGUGGUUCGUUCGAAGAGGUGUUCGAAGACUUCUAUACUCGAUCGGGGCGGCUUGAAGGAACGUAUGUCCAAGCCCUCGCGUGGUACGAAAAGGCGGCAGAGCGCGGACACACCGAGGCUGAGUACAUGGCCGGGCUCUGGUACAUUGGUGAAGAUCUGGAUAUGGCAAAUAACAGCGACGAGGAGGUUAAAGGGUUUAGAUGGCUUCAGAAGGCUGCGGCGAAGGGUCACACCAAAGCUGAGUACAUGGUCGGGGGUUGUUACCACUGCGGUUGCGGCGUGGAGGAAAACCGCGUCGACGCCGUCGCGUGGUACCGGAAGGCGGCGAACAAGGGAUACGAGCCCGCAUUCAGUGCGCUCGAUCUCAUGGGGGAGUGGGAGGAGGACGAGGACUAG
Molecule: messenger RNA, 1329 nt
Organism: Micromonas pusilla CCMP1545
Lineage: Eukaryota; Viridiplantae; Chlorophyta; Mamiellophyceae; Mamiellales; Mamiellaceae
Exons: 1
Coding region: 1-1329 (442 amino acids)
Molecular function (GO): protein binding
Source: RefSeq, a predicted model, not a curated record